AUGUCAUCCGACGUUCGCAAGAUCAUCGAUCCUGGCACACCGUACAGUCGGACACUCAAGCAGUAUUCCAUUGAUGAGAAGUUGGCAAUCAUCUCGCAUGCCAAGAAUCAUGGGAAUCGAGCAGCUGGAAGAGAGUUCAACGUGGCAGAGAGUAGCAUCAGGGAGUGGAGGAAGAAUGAGUCAAAGUUGAUUUACAACAAAACCAACCUUGCUGCUGGUUUGGCCGCCACCGCGUCUUCAUCAUCAACUUCUUCUUCGCCCCAUCCAUCACUAAGUGCAAGCCACAAUCAAUCCAAUAACAACAAUAACAACAAUAAUAAUCUUCAAAAUAAGAAUGGGAACUAUCCACCUUCGCUUCCACAAAACCCCGGAAUAUUCCGAUCAAGUUUGGAGAAUAAUGGAGUAGUUCCAAGGAGAAAUCCCGAGGAUAUUGUGAAACUCCAACUGGUCCAACUCGCCAUGAUGAACAUGGACUUCACCCAUCUGGCUCCACUUAUCCAGCUACAACACCAUCAACGACUCCUCCAAGCGGCAGCUGCUUCUUCCCAAGCACCUCCAAUCCCACAACCCCAUCCAGAACCAGCGUCAACCUCUAGCAGUGUCGCUGGAACUCCAAGUUCCAUAUCGUCCUCUUCUACCCCUCCACCAUCUCUGUCUCCCACUCAAUCUGGAUCAGGAAGACGGAAGCCAAAGUGUCCUCAGAAGAUUGUUGAAGUCCUGGACCCUUAA
Molecule: messenger RNA, 729 nt
Organism: Caenorhabditis briggsae
Lineage: Eukaryota; Metazoa; Nematoda; Chromadorea; Rhabditida; Rhabditidae
Exons: 4
Coding region: 1-729 (242 amino acids)
Source: RefSeq, a predicted model, not a curated record